Hibiscus syriacus is the source of this 1169-nucleotide messenger RNA. Its product is annotated as NAC transcription factor 25-like. NCBI's taxonomy places the organism in Eukaryota, Viridiplantae, Streptophyta, Magnoliopsida, Malvales, Malvaceae. Gene Ontology annotation, biological process: system development; regulation of DNA-templated transcription. The record is from RefSeq and is a predicted model, not a curated record. The transcript is spliced from 3 exons. The coding region runs from base 60 to 1064 and encodes 334 amino acids. Gene Ontology annotation, molecular function: DNA binding.
UAGUCUCCCAACUCCUUUGAUUUCAUGAAAGCUAGUAAGAAAAGUUUGAACCAAAGGUGAUGGGCGAAUUAAUGGAAAGUACAGAUUCAUCUUCAGUGUCGCCACACCCGCAACUCCCACCAGGGUUUCGAUUCCAUCCGACCGACGAAGAGCUAGUUGUUCACUACCUGAAAAAGAAGGCUGCCUCUGCUCCUCUGCCUGUUACAAUCAUAGCCGAAGUUGAUCUUUACAAGUUUGAUCCAUGGGAGCUGCCAAGUAAGGCGACUUUUGGAGAGCAAGAGUGGUAUUUUUUCAGUCCUAGAGAUAGGAAAUAUCCCAAUGGAGCGAGGCCUAAUAGAGCUGCCACUUCUGGAUAUUGGAAAGCCACUGGGACCGAUAAGCCCAUUGUAACUUCUAAUGGAAACCAAAAGGUUGGUGUUAAAAAAGCUCUGGUGUUCUACAGAGGUAAGCCUCCCAAAGGCAUCAAAACGAAUUGGAUCAUGCAUGAAUAUCGCCUUACCGGCAAUAUUUCCACUUCAAAGCCUCAAAUUUCUGAUCUACCCAACAGGAAAGCUUCUUUACGGCUUGAUGAUUGGGUUUUAUGCCGAAUUUACAAGAAGAAUAAUGCCCAAAGACCAAUGGAAAGGGACAAAGGCUACAGCAUAGAGGGCAUGGGCAUGCUUGCGACACUGCCAACUCCUAGCAAUCAAAAUCCAAGCGCUCUUACAUCAAAAGCUACGGGAUACGGGUCAUUGCUACAACAUGAAGAUAAUAAUUUCUUUGAAGGGAUAUUAUCAGACCAAGGGAUGCGAAGCAGUUCCAAUGUUUCAAAGCAAAAUUUUCCCAUGGCAUUUACUGUUAAACGAACGCUUCCUCAACAAUACUGGAACGAAACGAAUUUAACAGCUUCAGAAUCCGGCAAAAGAUUCCAGCAAGAUGAUCUAAACUGUAACAGCAGAUCUGGCAAUAUUGACUAUACCAAUUCGUUUGUUUCUUUGCUCAACCAGCUACCUCAAAACACCCCGUUUUAUCCUGGCACGAUCGUUGGAUCCCUUGGGCAACAGUUUAUACUUCCUGGUUCCUAGAAUGCUUUGGAAGUAACUAUAUCUACAAUUAAUGCAAUAAUUCUCGGUACUUAUUUGAUGUUUGAAAUGAUUUAAGCAGGUGUAAGAAAAUGCAUUAUGUUGGAA